CGACAAGUCACGCCGCGGGAAGGACGGACGCACGCGCCGCUGCCCCUCCACGGCCAUGGCCGAGCCAGCUCGCCGCUGCUGCCUGGGCUGGGACUUCAGCACGCAGCAGUGAAAUGGCCUCAGGGUACACAUGAACUUUGUUCUACCCUGUGACAGCCCUUGGUUGGCGCCAGUGUGCUCAGGUCAAUGUGCGCGGCACUGCUGGCCAGAGGAUGGGCUGUACUGCUCCCAGGGCCCCGCAGACAGGCAAGGUGAAAGUUGUUGCUGUUGAUGCAGAGCUGAAUGUCUUCUAUGAGGACAGUGUGCACUUUGACAGAGACCUUCUAGAAUUUGGGACUCAGGGUGGAGUUCAUGUUCAUGAGAAUGGGCUGACAGUGACUUCUCCUGUCCUGAUGUGGGUCAAGGCUUUGGAUAUCAUCUUGGAGAAGAUGAAGACUUCGGGCUUUGACUUCUCUCAAGUCCUCGCCUUGUCUGGGGCAGGCCAGCAACACGGAAGUGUAUACUGGAAGACUGGGGCCAGCCAGGUGCUGACAAGCCUGUCACCAAACCUCCCGUUGCAUGAGCAGCUGCAGGCCUGUUUCUCCAUCAGUGACUGCCCAGUGUGGAUGGACUCCAGCACCACAGCCCAGUGCCGCCAGCUGGAGGCCGCUGUGGGUGGGGCCCAGGCUCUCAGCUGCCUCACUGGGUCCCGCGCCUAUGAGCGUUUUACAGGAAACCAAAUCGCAAAGAUUUACCAGCAGAACCCUGAGGCCUACUCACACACAGAGAGAAUUUCUUUGGUCAGUAGUUUUGCUGCCUCCCUCUUCCUUGGCUCUUACUCCCCAAUUGACUACAGUGAUGGUUCUGGAAUGAAUUUGUUGCAGAUCCAGGACAAAGUCUGGUCACAGGCUUGCCUUGGUGCCUGUGCACCUCAUUUAGAGGAAAAGCUUGGCUCACCAGUACCAUCAUGCUCAGUUGUGGGAGCCGUUUCUUCCUACUAUGUCCAGCGCUAUGGAUUUCCUCCAGGAUGCAAAGUGGUGGCCUUCACUGGGGACAACCCAGCGUCGCUGGCAGGCAUGAGGCUGGAGGAAGGUGACAUUGCGGUCAGCCUAGGCACCAGCGAUACCCUGUUUCUCUGGCUCCAGGAGCCCACGCCCGCCCUGGAAGGCCACAUCUUCUGCAACCCGGUUGACACCCAGCACUACAUGGCGCUCCUAUGCUUUAAAAAUGGCUCCCUCAUGAGAGAGAAGAUCCGCGAUGAGUCGGCUUCCCGUUCCUGGAGCGAGUUCUCUAAGGCACUGCAGUCCACAGAGAUGGGGAACGGUGGAAACCUCGGUAGGCUGUUUGGUGAUGCCCAGGCCUGUGGAGUGGCAGCAGCUGCUGGUUUUUAUUUUGACGUAAUGGAGAUCACCCCUGAAAUUGUUGGACGUCAUAGGUUUAGUGCAGAAAACCGUGAGGUGUCAGCAUUCCCCUGGGAUGUGGAGAUUCGAGCACUGAUCGAAGGACAGUUCAUGGCCAAGAGGAUUCAUGCCGAGGGCCUGGGGUAUCGAGUCAUGCCCAAGACAAAGAUUUUGGCCACUGGAGGGGCAUCUCACAACAGAGACAUCUUACAGGUGCUUGCAGAUGUGUUUGGUGCCCCAGUGUAUGUCAUAGACACCGCCAACUCAGCCUGUGUGGGCUCUGCAUACCGAGCAUUUCAUGGCCUUGCAGGUGAAACAGAUGUCCCCUUUUCAGAGGUUGUGAAGUUAGCCCCAAAUCCCAGAUUAGCUGCUACCCCAACCCCAGGAGCUUCUCAGGUCUACGAGGCCCUCCUCCCGCAGUACGCCAAGCUCGAGCAGAGAAUCCUGUCCCAGACCCGGGGGCCUCUGCAGUGAAUUCUACAGGCCCAGGUGCCCCUGUUAACCCUGCCUGCCCAGACUCACUGAUCCUACUUGGAGAUGGGGCCCUGGACAGUAGGGAUCUUCUUCCUUGUUCCAAGCGGCCCUGUCUGCCCACCUGACUCCUUGCAGCGUUGCAGCCCUGCGUGGGACCACCUUGAAGUCCGCCUUAGCACAUCUUCCUGAACAUAAAUGGGCUACUUGUAUCCCUGGGCCCUUGUGCCCAGAGCUGGAAACCAUCUCUCUUUUCCUGUCUUUUAUCCCGGGAGGCAGGAUAACACUGAGUCUGGGAUAUGUCCAAUAAAAAUUAUGACUUUC
This is a messenger RNA of Equus quagga, 2174 nucleotides long. RefSeq names its product xylulokinase (gene XYLB). The coding region runs from base 213 to 1853 and encodes 546 amino acids. The record is from RefSeq and is a predicted model, not a curated record. Gene Ontology annotation, biological process: xylulose metabolic process; D-xylose metabolic process. NCBI's taxonomy places the organism in Eukaryota, Metazoa, Chordata, Mammalia, Perissodactyla, Equidae. Gene Ontology annotation, cellular component: cytosol. The transcript is spliced from 20 exons. Gene Ontology annotation, molecular function: D-xylulokinase activity.